Messenger RNA from Aspergillus welwitschiae, 855 nucleotides. RefSeq lists its product as uncharacterized. The transcript has a single exon. Lineage: Eukaryota; Fungi; Ascomycota; Eurotiomycetes; Eurotiales; Aspergillaceae. The record is from RefSeq and is a predicted model, not a curated record. Bases 1 to 855 code for a protein of 284 amino acids.
AUGGCAGACGCUGUAGAACAGAGUCCAACCAUCGACGCACAAAAGAACGUGCCUUCCAGUUCAAACCCCGAUCGGGUGCGAAAGCCGCCAAAGCUCCAGCGACGAGGUGGUCCAUCAGACGCAUCAAAAUCGGUGGAUCCUGCCCCAGAACCUGAACAACCGCCUGCAGAAGCGGCAAAAGCGGGUGAAGCAGCAGUAGCAGAAGCGCCAGAAGAAACUGAGACUAUGGACCCGUCCCCAGACACUGAAGAAACACAAAUUGACCGGGAUACCCGAUCCACAUCUUGGAGUGAAGGAGAACAGCCACAACUCCAACCAGAACAGCAGCCACUGCAACGGCAGCGAUCCGUCAUAUCCGUGACUGAGAGUGUAUCCUCUCCGUCAUCAUCCACCCCUGCCAGUGCAGACGCAUAUUAUCGACAGACCCGUCGACGCGGCCAGCGAGGAGAUAUGAGACGCCAGCAACGUGAACAGCAACAGGCGCUGGCGCUGCCCGCUUUAGGCAAUGUAGGGGAUGUGCCAGGGAACCUCACCCAAGGUGUUGGCGACUUGGCCCAGAACACCGCCGGCAGAGCUGUCGGCACGCUCGGCAACACGGCCGGAAAGGCGCUGGGCCGAAGCAUUAUGGGGGGUAGAAAUGACACUCAAGUCCAGCAGCAGGGACAACAGGAAGUUGGGAAGAAGAAGGAUGAACAGCUGCGCCUGCGUCUAGAUUUGAAUUUGGACGUUGAGGUACAGCUCAAGGCUAAGAUCCAUGGUGAUCUUACGCUCCAGCUCCUGUAUGUUGCUUUCCAUUCCCUUUGUUCUCUUCGUCUUCUUCCCGGUUGGAGUGCGAGUUCGUUUAUGCCAGUUUGA